UCUUAUCUUGCAUUUCAUUUUUUUAAUUAAUUAUCUCGAACCCCAUCUCAGCCCUUAUUUGAUACAAUAUAUGUAUGGAAGUUCCAAGGUUUAAGUCUCCACAAUCGAGACGAAGCCGAGCUCGGUGCCACGCCUUCACCGACUGAAGGGAACUCACCCUGCUUGCCCUGCCGCCGUCUGCGGUGGGUUCCAAAUUGCUGGGUCGGUACGUUCCUAUUCUUGGGGCCCCGACUGUACCAUCACUUCGCUUCUGGUAAGGACCGGUCGAUUCUCAUUGACGGUCUCGACGCCUCCAUCUGCAGCUAAGCGGGGAUCUCCCUUCUUAUAGCCAAUAGACCGCCGUCUCGAUAUUGGUGGCCACCCUUGGCGGGGCUUUUCUCCGUUGCGCUGGAACCCAUCGUGAUCACUGAUCACCACACACACACACUAGAGAUCCCUUCCAGUCCUCCCCCCUCUCAGAACUAGAAUAUAGAAAAAACAGAGGCAAAAAGAGACAGGCCGUUUAAUGUUUCUUCGCCGCUACCACACUGUAACCCUCGUCCCAAGGUAUUCGGGUCAAUGACGGAACCAUCAGGAUCGCGCGGAGGCCCUUCAGGCAUGCUCUCCGCCGAUUCCAUAUCAAUGUCCGAAGACGUCCGCGACUACGUCUUCGAGAACUCACGCCGCUAUCACAAGUACAGUGAGGGGCGCUAUCACUUUCCUAACGACGAUGCCGAGCAGGAGCGUGAGGACAUGCAGCAUGCUAUGGUCAUACUCCUGUGCGACGGCAAGCUGCACUUUGCGCCUCUCGACGACCCGAAGUCAGUCCUCGAUCUUGGCACGGGAACGGGCAUCUGGGCGAUAGACAUGGGUGACCAGUAUCCCGCUGCAGAAAUACUAGGCGUAGAUCUCAGCCCGAUACAACCCCUAUGGGUGCCCCAGAACGUGCAAUUCCUCGUCGACAACGUAGAGGAAGAGUGGGUUCAGGCGCCAAACUCGGUAGAUUACAUCCACGCGCGCCAGAUGGCACCGUCGAUACGGGACUGGCCCAGGAUCAUCUCAGAAGCGUACAAGGCAUUGAAACCGGGAGGAUGGCUUGAGAUCCAAGAUUUGAAAUGCGUCGCCGGGUGCGACGAUGGCACGAUGAAGGACGACGACGCCCUAGCCGCGUAUGCGGAUACGCUCGCAGAUGCGCUGCGCAGGCUCGACAUCGACUGCAUCGAGUCCGUGGAGAACUACGCGCGGUGGCUGCGAGACGCGGGCUUCAUGAACGUCAAGGAGGUCAAGAUGAAAGCCCCGCUCGGGACGUGGCCGACGGAUCCGCAUCAGAAGAAGAUCGGGUUGUACAACAGGAAUAUGAUAUACGACGGCCUCCACGGCUUCACCAUUAGGCCUUUCACUCACGGUCUCGGCUGGACUCCCGAGCAGGUCGAGGUCUACCUCAUCGAUGUCCGGAAGGCGAUACUUAAGUCCGAGGCGCAUAUUUACCUCCCAUACCAAUGCGUUUACGCGCAGAAGCCUCUAAGAGCGCGGUCGCUCUAGACUUGACGAUCGAGGUUAUUGCUUUUGCAUAUUCGCACAUAACGCAUAUAGAAUGGUGGUGGUGGUGGGGGGCGUACGAUACACACACACACACACACAACACAUACCUGCAUGAAUUUUUCAUGAGUCCGUUUGGCGUCUAGCGGAUUCGGGCGUAAAACAUAUAUAGGAUCGGUUUCUCCUCAUUUGAUACCAGCGGUCGACGCGUUCUAGAAAAAGGGGUGAAGGGGGGUCGAGGGCGAAAGCGAUAGAGAUCCGUGGCAUGUUUUUUUGCGUUUACAUACAUACAAGGUACCUGGUAUAUACAUACCGGACCGGACUGGCGUUUCUGUUGUUGUUGUUGUUGCUUGGUAUAUAUUGCCGCACUUGCCAUCCCCAUAUUAGUGGGCGUCAGCGGCGUUGGUUACGGGCAUGCUAGGGCUGUCUUUAUCUACACGGCGGCUUGGGUGGGGGCGGAACUGCAUUGCGGCGUCGCCCUUUUUACGAAGCGAUGGUGUAUAUAGGGGGUUUGGUAUGGGGGCCUCUAGACGCUAGGUAUAUACUUAGCAUGGCUAUCACGAAAUUUAGAAAUUGAAUUGAAUUGACCUAA
Molecule: messenger RNA, 2110 nt
Organism: Annulohypoxylon maeteangense
Lineage: Eukaryota; Fungi; Ascomycota; Sordariomycetes; Xylariales; Hypoxylaceae
Product: S-adenosyl-L-methionine-dependent methyltransferase
Exons: 4
Coding region: 559-1521 (320 amino acids)
Molecular function (GO): methyltransferase activity
Source: RefSeq, a predicted model, not a curated record